This is a messenger RNA of Schizophyllum commune H4-8, 461 nucleotides long. RefSeq lists its product as uncharacterized. The transcript is spliced from 3 exons. Bases 42 to 461 code for a protein of 139 amino acids. Gene Ontology annotation, molecular function: single-stranded DNA binding. Lineage: Eukaryota; Fungi; Basidiomycota; Agaricomycetes; Agaricales; Schizophyllaceae. The record is from RefSeq and is a predicted model, not a curated record. Gene Ontology annotation, cellular component: CST complex.
CGUUGAUAGCUCAAAGCGUGUUCUGCCCAAAGCCCACAACGAUGUCCCAAAAAGAACCUGCCACAACCGCCACGAUUACCUCCGUGGCAAACCAUGUCAUUGGGCAAAAGCUGCGAGUUGCUGGCCGCCUCCUCGCGUACGACCCACCGACUUGCCUCGGCAUCGUGGACAACAAAGAUGCCGCUCUCCUUGUCGACCUCACUCUAUGCGCGGAUACAUGGAUCCUAGAAGCUCUUCAAGGAUGUGUGAUGGUCACUGGGUAUCUGGAGAGAUACAAUAAAGCCGUCCCCACACAACUCCUUUCACCACGCAACGCAGCAGUACAGCUCCACCAAGAAAUCGUGCUGAAAGCGCUUAUAGCACGUGCAACACCUGAUUUAGACAUCAACCUUUGGGAUCAUGCUGUUCGAGAGACGCACGAGACAUCGGGCGAGCUAGAGCGGGAGCAAAGUAAUGGGUGA